AUGGGUCCAACUCCUAGAUGUGUAAUUGUUAGACAUGGCCAGACUGAAUGGUCGAAAUCCGGUCAGUAUACUGGGUUGACUGAUUUACCUUUGACGCCUUAUGGUGUGGGUCAAAUGAAGAGAACUGCUUCUUCGAUUUAUGCCAACAACUUCAUCGAUCCAACCCACAUCACCUACGUGUUCACUUCUCCAAGAACUAGGGCUAGACAGACUGUGGAAUUGAUGUUGGCUCCAUUGACUGCUGAACAAAGAUCCAAGAUUAAAGUUGUUGUCGAUGACGAUUUGAGAGAAUGGGAAUACGGUGACUACGAAGGUUUGUUGACUCAUGAAAUCAUCGAGUUGAGAAAAUCCCGUGGUUUGGACCAAGAACGUCCUUGGAAUAUUUGGAGAGAUGGUUGCGAGAACGGUGAGACAACUCAAGAGAUUGGUUUACGUUUGUCUAGAGCCCUUGCAAGAAUUCAAAACUUGCACCGUCAACACCAGGCUCAAGGAAUCGCAUCCGAUAUUAUGGUGUUUGCCCAUGGCCAUGCUCUACGUUAUUUCGCAGCCUUGUGGUUUACUCCAGGCGUCAUCAAAAAUUGUGAGACCGAACAUGAGAAGGCUCAACCAAAAUCUUACGAUGACGAUUCAGUGCCAUACGUUGCGUUGGAUAAGUACAAAUACUUGAAUGACAACCCCAACUUUUUGUUGGACGCUGGUGGUAUCGGUGUCUUAUCUUACUCACACCACAACAUCGAUGAGCCUGCUUUGGCUUUGGCCGGUGCAUUCGUUCCACCACCGGAGGAAGAAUCACAGCAUGGAGACGUUAAAUAG
Molecule: messenger RNA, 813 nt
Organism: Torulaspora delbrueckii
Lineage: Eukaryota; Fungi; Ascomycota; Saccharomycetes; Saccharomycetales; Saccharomycetaceae
Gene: SHB17
Product: sedoheptulose-bisphosphatase
Exons: 1
Coding region: 1-813 (270 amino acids)
Biological process (GO): ribose phosphate biosynthetic process
Molecular function (GO): sedoheptulose-bisphosphatase activity
Source: RefSeq, a predicted model, not a curated record